Molecule: messenger RNA, 3410 nt
Organism: Aplysia californica (California sea hare)
Lineage: Eukaryota; Metazoa; Mollusca; Gastropoda; Aplysiida; Aplysiidae
Product: protein timeless
Biological process (GO): DNA replication checkpoint signaling; DNA repair; replication fork arrest
Cellular component (GO): replication fork protection complex
Molecular function (GO): DNA binding
Source: RefSeq, a predicted model, not a curated record
GUUGAUGGUCAACUUGACCCAGCCGUCAGACAUGUGCAUCCAACCCCCAAUGUCGACCAGCGAGAUGGUAAACAACGAGGUUGCCUCCCUCAUCAGCUCCGCCAAACACCAGUGCACUGACGUGGACUUCCUCAAGGCCAUCGCUUCCAAGAUGAAGGAGCUCCUGGCUAAGGAGAAGAUGGACGUGCCCAGCUGCCAGUGCCUCAACUACUGUCUGCUGUUGCUGCGUAACCUGUUCCACAUCCGGCCCAACAGCACGCCCAACAGCCAGGCCACCAUCGCCCACCAGUGCUUGGUCAGUUCCUUCUUCAUCAACGAACUGGACCAAGUCAUACUGGCCAUGCUGAAUCACAAACUGAAGGAAACGUGGACAAUAGGCUUGUCACAACUGAUUUCCUUCCUGUUCAAAGACUAUAAAGCCCUGCUGACCAAGUACGACAGUGUGCUUGACCACUCCUUCCUCAUGUGGACCGUCGGGUUCUUCCUCAGCUUUGCUCACCAGCAGGACCUCGACUUUUGCCACUUCAAGAAAGUCCUGAACCUUGACCUCUUUGGCUUCCUGGUGUACGAGGGCGUGCUGUGCUGCGAGGCGCUGCAGGUCAAGCACAAACUUAGUCAGGACUGCUCCGUGGAGAAACACAGACUUCACCUUGUGGCCUGCACGCUCAACCAGAUGUUCCGGGCUCUGCUCACCAACAGCAAGAUGGACUAUUUGCAGAACCUGCUCAAGUGCCUGAGCCUGGUGACCCAGCUACGAGACUUGUUCGUUCUGUUGAUCCGCUACUACCUGUCCUCGGAGCAGACGGCUGUGUACCUGCGUGACCUAGUUCAGACCAACCACGUACUCAUGCUGAUGGUGGAGGAGUGGCUAGCUCACGGCUACUUGGGCGAGCACUGUGGCUUCAGCAUGUUGGAGCAUGUCAAACAGACGAGUUCAAAGACCUGAUCGAGUUUGUGCUGGAGUUCUUCAUGUCCAACGCGGAGCAAGACCCGAACACGUGCGCUCAGAAUCUCCUGGACAGCCCGGACCUUGAUGGGGGAGGAGACGGACACGAGAGAAACAGCGGCAGCGGGGGAAGUGGGACAGACGGCUCCCGCAGCGGAGAAAGCGCGAUGAAUGUGAGCAGUAGCUCCGGGGAGGAGUUCGGUGACGAGGAACAGGCUCUCAUCUUCUCCUGGGCCGCUGACCUUGAGGGUAGCAGCAACAUGGCCGACCGGAUCCACCAACGUCUUCAGGAGCACGGAUUUACCAAGACCAAAGAGCAGGUGACCAAAUUCCUGACGGUCAACGGUUUCAUCGAAGAGUUAUCAUCGUCAUCAUCAACGUCAUCGCUCUCCUCAUCAUCAAGGUCGGGACAAAAUGAGGAGUCUCCGGUGCACGAAGGCAGCGAUCUUCUCUCGGAACUGUCGGCCAUGCCAGAAGACAACAUCAUUCCCUUCCUGCUGGACAAGCUCAGAGGCCAGGGGUUUGAGUCUCAGCUGGUGUGGCUGCAGAAACAGCUCCUAGAGACGGCCUACGUCAAGUUAGCUAUCAAAGACUCAGCCUACAGAAUAUAUGUGGAGGAGCCGGUUCCCAAGUUCUUUGCUCUACAAAACAAGUCUGUGCCCAUUGUGCCGUGGAACGAGGAGCUAGAGUCGGCGCUGGCCACCCCAGGGUUCCGAGCGCUACAGGAGAGUCUGGGUCUGCUCACGGCAGACGACCCCGCUGUUCUCUUCGCCCGCAUUCCCCAGUACAUGUCGCCCUCUAUGCUGGUCGGCAAAGCUCGCCAGAUUGGACCCAUUGACUCACUGACCUUGAAGUUUAACGUGGAUGCCUUGAAGGACAGCUCAGACUUUGACAUUGGCCAGGAGGAACCGGCGCCGGUCACCACUCACUCGGGACAGACCUGCAGACCCAGCCGGCCCCUGAACCACCAGUGGCUCAACUUUGUGCUCAAGAAGAACAACAACACCCCCAGCACCAAGGUGGGCGGUGACUGACCAUGCCCACCGCCAUAAUGGCUGUACUGGUGAUCGCUGGAAGACUUAUGUUUGUGACUGCGAGAACGGUGUCGUUUUACUGGUGGCCACUGGAAGCCUUGUGUUUGUGGCUGCGGGAACGGCGUCGUUUUACUGGUGGCUGCGGAAAUCCUUGUGAUUAUGACUGCAGGAAGCCCCAUGUGUGCAUGCGUGUGUGCGAGAGCGGGAAGCCACGUGUGUUUGUGUGCACGAGGGCGGAGCUUGCUUUCUGCUGACAGCGCCUCUGCCGCGGUGGACAUUUUGUAGUGAUGGCUGCUUACUACAAAUGUUGAAAUUUCCACAGCUUUUAUCUCAGGAUCUUUUGAAAUCUCACGCUAACAAGAAUAAUUUCAGAAUUAUUUAUAACUGUUAGUUUCACUUUCAUGCGAGGGAUAAGACAAGAUUCAUCGCGUGCGUUGUGUGAAGGACAAGACAGAUUAGUCACGUGUGUCGUAGGGACAAGACAGAUUAGUCACGUGUGUCGUAGGGACAAGACAGAUUAGUCACGUGUGUCAUAGGGACAAGACAGAUUAGUCACGUGUGUCAUAGGGACAAGACAGAUUAGUCAUGUGUGUCGUGCGAGGGACAAGACAGAUUCAUCACAAGUGUCUUAAACUGCCCGUAGACUGUAUCCUGCAGAUAGGUGUGCUCCUGUUGGUCAUCCCGUCGGACGAGUGACCUGGAGAAGUGCAGCCAAGAUGGAUUCCUCAUCUCCUUCAAGUAUCGUUGGAGUGGGUUCCAGCCAAUGUGUUGGAAAAUUGGAAGCCACGUCUGCUGAGACCCCCCAAAAAUGUGGUGAAUGUUUUUGUUUUUUUGUUUACUUUCAACAGUAGGCAUAAUGUGUGGGAGCCUUGUUGAAAAAUGGAAAAGCACAUUGGCUGAACACUCAAAGCUGAUAUAUUAGCUUAUUGCUCAAUAUUAGUGAGAACCACACAAUUCUGUCAGCUAUAACACCCCCCCCCCCCCCCCCCCCCCCGGCCCGCCCCCCGCCCCGAUCUCUGUUAAAGAAGAUGUGAUUUGCAUAUCUGGAUUGAGCUUUUGUAUUUUUAUUCCAUGUGCAUUCCGUGCCAACUCUCAAGUUGACGACAAGUUUCUAUCCGACGCCUUUGCAUCUUAUUUCUUGUUGUCACAGACGUUUGUCAAUCUUGAAAUGUUCUUAAAUGUUUAGUGGUAUUUUUAAAAAAUGAGUAAACAUUGUGUACAUAAAUUGUCUGUGUUGAAUACAGCUAUCGAUCAUGUGGAAUUUACGGGUCUGAACGUGCAUGUGUGAGUUUUUCGUCAGCAUCAUCAGUUUCCUGCGACUCACCCCUCUCAUUGUACCAAAUGGCAAGAUCACUUCAGGAAUUACUACUGAUGAGUCAUAAUAAUCAUUGAAUGAUGCAUACAUACAUACAUUGAGAAAAAAAAAAAAA